UCACCUACAUUGAUUAUUUCCUUCUUACUUUAAGGAGUACUGGCAAAGAUCUUUGCAAAUAUAGCAGUGCAGAAAGGUUGCUGAAUCUUCAGGAUAUGUUUUAAUUUUAUUUUAGCAUGUUGGAAUUCUGUACUUGUCACAGAACAAGUUUUAACUGUUUUAAAAGGGUUUUGUAUUCUGCAUACCACAAACGUGUUUCCAGUUAGCCACUUUACCAUGUUACUGUAAAAAGACAGUAGACUCAGUUUUUUUUGGACUGUAACUUGUAAUUACAAGUAUCUUUAAAAAACUUAGUGCUAUACGCCAAAAAAGCAAGUGUAGAUUGUUUUAUGGCAUGUCUGUCUAGUGGAAUCGAACACUAAAGAAUGUCUGUAAAACUUUGAAUGAUGCAUUUACCAAAAACUUUAAACAAUGAAAAGAAUGCAUUCAAGGACAUUGUUGCAAUGAACUAGUAAUGAUUAUGUAGAUUGCUUGGAAUGCAUAAUACAACUUACAUUAAUGUGUAAAAAUUAUAAAUUAAAGAUGCUUAAACUGUCAAAUGAUUUAUAAACUGGUAAAGAACAUUUACGACACAUCAGGAUUAAAAGUAUUUACACAGCUAAUCUUGUGAUAAACCAUCAGCCGUGUAGUAUUCUGCCAAAUUCUCGAGAAAGGAAAGAAAAUAACAGCAUUCAUUUUUAAAUGGUGCAGAUCGCGAGAUAUAAGUAACACUGAAGCGUUCAAAGCAUUAGGAGCAGACAUUAGAGCUUUUUAAGGAAGAAACAUUUUCCAAAUGCUUUUAAGUCCCAUGUAGCACAAGAUCAGAUAAUGGAAGAGACAUUUCAUUGGCCGUGAAAUACGUCUUAAGCGUGGUAGAUACCACUCCCACAAUCCCAUGUGAGAUCCAAGAAUUGCGUUUUGAGGUACAUGUCUUUCAUAUAUAAUUUGACACAGGAUUUUUACACAGGAUCCCUCUUUUCCUGUGACCAGAACAAACCACUCCCAGCGCUUGAGGUUUUUCUGGUCUUGGCACUGUCUGAGUCAUAAUAAUACGUUAUAAAGAGUUUAACUUUAUGUCUUCCAGCACUGAUCAUUCAGAAGCUACUGUGGUCUGGAGAGGAAAGAUGCAGGUUUUGCUCUACCUAGUUUCUGUCUUUGGUCUUUUUGGACAGUAUCGUCUGACACCUUUACCACAUCCAGAUGAUGAAUCGGUUCAUCCAACUAAACCUGCUCAGAAUGACCUGUCAGUGGCAACUAAGUACCUUGAGCAAUUUUACAGUUUCAAAGCCGAUCCCAUGGGCCGCAGGAGGAGGAGUCGCCCAUCGUUCUCAUCCAAACUAAAGGACAUGCAGAGCUUUUUUGGACUCAAUAGAACAGGAACCUUAAAUCCAGAAACUUUAGCUGUUAUCAGAACCCCGAGAUGCGGCGUCUCUGAUGUGGAGGACUACAGUCACAGACGUGGAAACAGAUGGAAGAGAAACCUCAUCACUUAUGGUGUUGGGAGGUAUACCAGUCACUUACCUGUGAGCACAGUGGACUCUCUGAUCGCGUCGGCUCUGGAUGUAUGGGCGAAGGCCAGUCCUCUUUCUUUCCUCAGAUCAUAUUCACACCAGGCAGACAUAAUGGUGGAGUUUUUUAGAAAUGACCAUGGCGACUCCUUUCCCUUUGAUGGUCCAGAUGGCACACUUGCCCAUGCUUAUGGGCCAGGUGAGGGCAUCGGUGGGGAUGUUCACUUCGAUGAAGCUGAAGCAUGGACUGCAGGGCCUAAAGGGUUUAACUUGUAUAUAGUAGCUGCGCAUGAGUUUGGUCACGCACUGGGUUUGAAACACUCACAAAACCCAGAAUCAGUGAUGUACCCCACAUACAAACAACGAAAAACAAAUAAUCUGCUUUCCAGUGAGGAUAUUGUAAAUAUCAACACACUAUAUGGUCCAAGAAACAAAAGUCCCUCUCCAUCUUCAAGAUUCAACUGGAACAAUCCCAGUAAUCCCUGGUACAGUGGUUCUUUUUUCCCUGUAUCAUUGAAGGAAAUAUGUAAUCCUGACUUGACGUUUGAUGCUGUUACAACUGUUGGAGAAGCUCUUUUCUUUUUUAGAGACAAGUACUUGUGGAUUAAACACAAUAACCAAAAUGAUAUAAAAGAGGGUCCCAUCAGCAAUUUUAUGCCAAAUAUUGAUCGCAAGAUUGAUGCUGCUUAUUGGGUGCCACAGCGAGCAACAGCUUAUCUGUUCAACGGAACCAUUUUCUGGACUGUCAAAGGAUCGCAAGUAAAAGGCCGAGCCAGAAACAUCAAGAGUCUUGGGUUCCCAUCAUGGGUCCAGCAGAUAGAUGCAGCCGUCCACAUUCACAGAACUGCACACACUUUGUUUUUUACUGAACACUUGUACUGGAGGUAUAAUGAACACUACAAGUCUAUGAAUGACUCAAGCCCACGUAACAUUUCCGAGGAUUUCCCAGGAAUAAAUGGACCAAUAAGUGCAGCAAUUUAUAAAGAUGGGUCACUUCAUUUCUUUGUUGGCUCGGAUGUGUACAAAUAUGACAUCAAACAAAAGGAAAUUAUUGGGGCUGAAAAAACAACGUCUUGGUUUGGUUGUUAAUGGACAAUCAUUUGAAUAACCUUAUUUUGAAGGCCAGUGUGUCAUUUUCUCGUUUGUGCAUUAAAUGAUUCUUCACUAAACUGAAUGCAAGCACCGUGGCUCUUUAAAAACAUCAGUCUGAUAUGAAGCAUCUGACUCAAAUGGCUUCUGGCUCGACCAAUGGCGUGAGUUCAGGGCAGGACUCCAGCGACAGUGGAUGGGCGAGGCAGUGUUUUGGAAACCAGUCUCAAAACAAUCAUUGUUUUUGGAGGUCUGUUUGAUGCAACAAGCUUUUAAUGAAUAUGUAAAAAAAAAUGUAAACCUGCAUGUUUGCAUUUCACCAGAAAACUGAAUCUACUGUGUAAUGUCUUUGGAAUGUGGAUAUGCAAAUAUAAUAGGGUGUAGAUUAAAUGACCUUUCAUAAGACAUGUAUGACUUUGUUCUGACAAUAUUAUAUCUUACUAUUAUAGAAAAUUAUCCCUUGACUGAGGUGAACAAAGGAAAUUAUCUUACACCAUGUGAGAAACACUGUGUAGAUUCAUUGUAAUAAAGAAAUGCACUCUUUGCACAAUUGUGCAAAUGUAGAGUCAUUACCUUAAGUAAUUGAACCUAUAUAAAAUACCUCA
Paramisgurnus dabryanus is the source of this 3181-nucleotide messenger RNA. Its product is annotated as matrix metalloproteinase-20-like. The record is from RefSeq and is a predicted model, not a curated record. Gene Ontology annotation, cellular component: extracellular matrix. Gene Ontology annotation, molecular function: metalloendopeptidase activity; zinc ion binding. Gene Ontology annotation, biological process: proteolysis; extracellular matrix organization; collagen catabolic process. Lineage: Eukaryota; Metazoa; Chordata; Actinopteri; Cypriniformes; Cobitidae.